Messenger RNA from Procambarus clarkii (red swamp crayfish), 779 nucleotides. The record is from RefSeq and is a predicted model, not a curated record. Lineage: Eukaryota; Metazoa; Arthropoda; Malacostraca; Decapoda; Cambaridae.
CUGUCAACAGUUCUUGACUGGGGACCUGUGCUCGCUCCAUGGUGGGUCAUGUGUGCGGGAGUCCGCUUGUCCUACUGGGCUCUUCCACCCGAAGAAGGGCCUGUGUCGAUCGCAGCAGAAGCUGGGCGUUGAAUGCUGCCUUGAUCCUCCGGACAUCCCAGGAGGAUGCGGGUCUGCAGGAGGUGAGUGUAAUCCCAUCGAGGUGUGCGGCAACGGCCCGAGGGACCCGAACGGAAAGUGCCGUAAGGGGGAAGUAUGCUGCAUCUUUGUCGUUUAGCUGUGAAGAAGAGCGAAGAAAACUAGAGAACUCUCGGAUCAUUUUGAAGAAAAAUGUAUAUCUUCUACCUGCGGCCAAUGGGACGUCAUCUUCUACCUGCGGCCAAUGGGACGUCAUCUUCUACCUGCGGCCAGGGGGGGGGGGCGUGAUCUACCUGUGGCCAGGGGGACGUGAUCUUCUACCUGUGGCCUGGGGGUCUAUAUCUUCUAGCUGCGCCCAGGGAGACUUCAUCUUCAAUAUGCAUCCUGGGGAGUUCUCAUCUCCUAUGCGGGUCCUGAUACGCUUCAACUUUUAGCUGUGUCCUGGGAGACUUCAUCUUAUAGCUGUGUCCUGGGGGAAGGACUAUUAGGAAUUUUAUCCUUAAUUUAGCUUGGCUCCCAUUUAAUAAUAAACAUUAGCAAGAUUAGUUGACAUUAUCAAAAUAAGGUUGUCAAGAAAUAUGUUAUUAAAGAUUACAUCUAGGUGACACUCUUGAUACAUAAUAAAAAUAUUAAUACAAAUA